GUUACAUGGAAAACCUUGCCAUUGCUGAAAGGGUAAAACAGUAGUAAGAAUUAGAGAGCGUGUAUACCACCAGGGGGCUUAGGGCUCAUAGCAAGAGUGGAGGAAGAAGAGAGGGAGAGGGAGAGGGAGAGGGAGAGAGAGAAUGAGUGCGACGGGGUUGGCGGCCACCUAUCUGGCGAGGAGGGCUGCUCAGAAAGAGAGAGUGAGGAUAUUGUAUCGCAGAGCCCUAAAAGAUGCGCUCAACUGGGCCGUUCAUCGCCACAUUUUCUACGAAUCGGCACAGGAACUGAGAGAUAAAUUUGAGGCAAAUAGAUAUGUGGAAGAUCUUGACACAAUCGACAGGAUGGUUGAUGACGCUGAGGCAACCUUCAACAAGAUGCAGCACCCGGAUCCUUAUAUUGUUCCUUGGGCUCCUGGUGGUUCAAAGUUCACAAGAAAUCCUGCUCCUACUCCUGGGUUGCACAACUUAUCAAUGCUGCUACCACUAAGACUACUACCACUGCCACACUACUACAAAAGCUACUACGACCACAAUUACUGCCUAUGUUUCUCACUUGAUAAAUCUGAUGAAGUUCCAGUUGGACAUUGGGUUUCUGGUAAAUGGUGGGACCUUAAGAUUGAAAUUGUCUACGACUAUGGUCUGGAGGAGAAGCAGGAGUUGUGAAGUGGUCAUCCUGUUAAGUGCUUCAGUAAACCCAUAAAGUUUAUGGUCAAUGUUUCACUGUUCUUUGGAACAGCAAAUGUUUUGUUAAUGUUAUUUUGUACUUUCUCAUUACAAGUAAUAUUCAUACUUCACUUACUCUUCAUUAUAUGAGCUGCUUCUCCGACAUGCAUAAUCUGCUCUGUGUAGGCCUGUUUAAAAAGAAAUAGAUGCUUGCUUUGAACUGGGAUUUAAUGAAAUGGGAGAUGAAUUGCGUA
Molecule: messenger RNA, 918 nt
Organism: Amborella trichopoda
Lineage: Eukaryota; Viridiplantae; Streptophyta; Magnoliopsida; Amborellales; Amborellaceae
Gene: CIB22
Product: LYR family of Fe/S cluster biogenesis protein
Biological process (GO): mitochondrial electron transport, NADH to ubiquinone
Cellular component (GO): respiratory chain complex I
Source: RefSeq, a predicted model, not a curated record